Neopsephotus bourkii (Bourke's parrot) is the source of this 1245-nucleotide messenger RNA. RefSeq names its product B-box and SPRY domain containing (gene BSPRY). The record is from RefSeq and is a predicted model, not a curated record. The transcript has 6 exons. Gene Ontology annotation, molecular function: protein binding. NCBI's taxonomy places the organism in Eukaryota, Metazoa, Chordata, Aves, Psittaciformes, Psittacidae. The coding region runs from base 63 to 1127 and encodes 354 amino acids.
GGGGCUGUGUGCGAGGCCCGGGCGGGGCCGCCGCCGCCCAGCGGCAGGUGCGGGGCCGCAGGAUGGCCCAGCGGGGCCGGGAGCCGCGGCCGCUGGCGGAGCGGGCGGCGGAGCUGAGGAACAAGAUCGUGGACCGGUGCGAGCGGCUCCAGCUGCAGAGCGCUGCCAUCGCCCGGCACGUGGACGAGGUGCUGCCGGCCAAGGACCAGCGGGUCCUGAGCGCAGCCAGCGCGGCGCGGGAGCGGGUGAUCCAGAGGCUGCUCUUCGUGGGGAACGCGUGCGAGAACGAGGAGCAGCGGCUGCUGGAGAGGGUGCACGCGGAGGAGGAGCGGGCGCACCAGAGCAUCCUGACCCAGCGGCUGCACUGGAGCGAGGCCCUGCAGAAACUGGCUGCCCUCCGAACCUACCUGGUGGACAUGAUCACCAGCCUGGAUGACCAGGGCCUGGUGCAUGCAGAACAAGAGAUCUUCGAGAGGACAGAGGUGGCGGAGGGAAUCUUAGAGCCACAGGAGUCCCUGAAGUUAAACUUUAACCAGACGUGUGUUCAGAGUCCACUGCUGCAUCGACUGUGGGCCUCUGCUGUUCUCUGCUGCAUCACAGGCUCACAGGAGAUUCACAUCGAUGAGAAAACACUCAGCCCCCACCUCAGCCUGUCGGAGGACAAGAAAACCCUGACCUUCAGUCCCAAGAAAGCAAAGGUGGACUUGGACGGCCCCGAGCGGUUUGACCACUGGCCCAACGCUUUGGCUACUGCAGGUUUCCAGUCCGGAGUCUGUGCGUGGAGGAUCAGCGUGGACAAGAGCUGUGCCUACAAGCUGGGGGUGUGCUACAGCUCCCUGCCACGGAAGGGCUCUGCCAACGAAGCCCGCCUGGGCUUCAACGCUGCCUCCUGGGUCUUCUCGCGCUACGACAGGGAGUUCAGGUUCCUGCACGCCGGGCGCCUGCAGGCCGUGGAGCUGCUCAAGGCUCCGGCAGAGAUCGGGGUCCUGCUUGACUUGGCAGGAGGGGAGGUGUUCUUUUAUGACCCCGAUUCCUGCACCAUCCUCUUCUCCCACAGGGAGACCUUCACAGAGCCUCUGUACCCUGUCUUCGCUGUGGCACACGAGAGCAUCUCGCUUGUCCAGUGAGCGAAGCAUUGGGCUCGCUGAGGGGGUGAAUAUGCAAUUGUAUGUACAGUGACUGUAUAUGCACUAUACAGUACCUUUGUGGGGGAAAUGAGACCACACAGGACCUGCCUUCGGACUA